Messenger RNA from Oikopleura dioica, 1317 nucleotides. The record is from the annotation of a GenBank genome assembly. Lineage: Eukaryota; Metazoa; Chordata; Appendicularia; Copelata; Oikopleuridae.
AUGCUGCUCCUCGCGUUCUUCUUGGGCGCUCUUGCCAGCGAUGGAUCUGAUAAUCGAAAGGUUGGAGUAAACCAGAUGCAUGUCGCGUACCUGAGCGAGUUUGAACGGUCGGUUUCGUGGACGUCUUUGACGGAGAAAGACCCCAUCACGUUUAUUUAUCAACUUGCUGUUCCUGGACCAGAAGGGGAAAUGAAGAUGGUCGACUCCAACGUUACUACCUUCAUUGAACCUCAGGACAAAUCCCAAGAGCGAUACAUUCAUACUGUCGUUCUCAGCAAUCUGAAAUACGGUAAUUACAAUUACGCUCCAAUGGGUUAUCACUGGUACCACUUCAAUGUUUAUGAAAACACCCCCGAUGACGAGCAAAUGUUUCUGAUUUACGGAGACAUGGGCGUCGAAAACUCACAGUGCUUGGAUGCAAUCGAAAAUAUGGUAAUUACGCUCGGGGAUGAUCUGGACAUGAUUUGGCAUAUUGGGGAUUUCGCUUAUGAUAUGUGCGACAACAAUGGCCAAAACACGGAUUUGUUUAUGAACAUGGUUGAGCCUAUUGCCGCUGCAAUGCCGUACAUGACGAUUCCCGGAAACCACGAGAGCCAUUUCAACUUCUCCCACUACGAAAGUCGCUACUCCUCUGUUUCCAAAACAAAUCCUUAUUAUUAUUCCUACGACUACGGGAACGUCCACGUGAUUCAUUUCACCACGGAGCUGUACUUCUACCCGGAGCAGUUUUCGGAACAGAACAUCAAGGACCAGUUCAAUUGGAUUCAACAGGAUUUGAAGACUGCCAACCAAAAUCGCGACAAAUAUCCCUGGAUCAUUACCACUGGUCAUCGACCCAUGUAUUGCGAACGAUUGAGCUCCAAAUGCGUCAAUGACACCGACCCCGUCAGAAUCGGCCCGUAUGGAUUGGAGAAAAUGUUCAACGACUACGGCGUCGAUGUUGCUUUUUGGGGCCAUGUCCAUCUUUACGAACGAAUGUUUCCUUUGAACAAUGAAGAAUAUGAAAAACAGCCGCUGGAUAAAUACGAGAAUCCAAAGUGGGUGACUCACGUGAUUACUGGAGCUCCGGGAAAUAAGGAAGACAUCAGUACGAACAUGAAAGAUCAGCCCGAAUGGAGCGCGGUCAGAUUGGAAGAAUACAGCUUCACAACUCUUACUGCUGCUAGAGAUACGCUGACAAUCAAGCAAUGGAGCAAAGAUGAAACCUCAAAGAUCAUCGAUCAGUUCCAAAUUACGAAGACCGAGCAAAAGUCCGAACUUCGCUGGUACGAGCGCGCGAUAAAAUGGCUUCGAGGAGUUACCAAAAUGAUAUUUUGA